This is a messenger RNA of Aegilops tauschii subsp. strangulata, 767 nucleotides long. The record is from RefSeq and is a predicted model, not a curated record. NCBI's taxonomy places the organism in Eukaryota, Viridiplantae, Streptophyta, Magnoliopsida, Poales, Poaceae.
GGGAAGCGCCCUUUUCGAGAGAUUCCAGAGAAGAAAUAUGUUUUGGGCACGCCGCCUCCUGGUCUGAGUGGUGUUUCAGCUGGUGCUCUGCUGGGGGUCUCUUUGCUGCGGCCCCUCUCUUUGCUGGUGCAUUGGCUGCUGUGCUAGAUAUUUCGUCUUUGGGCUCUUCUUGCUUGGUGGAUAUUCAUAUGUACGGAGAUGCUGGCUGCCCAUCUAUUUUGCAAAGGACAAUUUCUUCCAGUUCUAAUGUGCGCACGAGUGGGGGGCGUCAGGGUUCGUUGUCAGCUAGCUGUCUGAAUCUUCGUGCUUCGGAUUUGUCUCAUGAUCUGCUGCACGUACGACACGUACGACAAGGGGACAACAGAAUUCUACUGAAUUGUGGCGGCGCCAUCGAGAGAUUCAUGAAUGAAAUGUCCUGUGUUGGGUUCUUCAGAUUAUGCCUGAACCAGCAGGAGCCUCCGAAGCAGCAAGAGAGUAAUGGAUGGGGAAACUGGCAGAUCCGUUUGUGUGGACGACAGCUCGAUGGUGGCAACUCGGCUAGGUUUGCCGUGAGAAGGCCAGACUACGCGAGAGAUUUGGCGUGUGUAGUUUAUGUUGUUGGUAAUUACGGUGGAGUGUGGUUAGAUUAUCAGCUUUUCUAGAUGCAUAGGGCAUCGAAGGAGCGGUGGAUAUGAGCUCCUACGGCAAAACUACUGCGCCUUGAGCAACGUCAGAGGAGCCGGCUCCCGCUGAGAAUACAUUUUAUUUUCUCUAGCCGAUUAAUUCCA